Molecule: messenger RNA, 2754 nt
Organism: Closterium sp. Naga37s-1
Lineage: Eukaryota; Viridiplantae; Streptophyta; Zygnematophyceae; Desmidiales; Closteriaceae
Source: the annotation of a GenBank genome assembly
AUGGAGCCGCACCGUCUUUUAGCGUCUCUAUCCAAACCGUCCGACCGCCUCUUCCUCUUGCGCGUAGAGGAUGACAUCGUGCGUUUCCUCUCCUCCCCGUGGGGCUCCGCACCCCCUAACACCCCAUUCAUUCCGCGACACUCUCUUCCCGUUUCCCCCAUCGCCUGCGGAGCUCCGGCCGCAAGCUCCUCUCGAAGCAGCGCGCCGAGCGCUCCAGCACUUAGCGCCGCUGCGCGGUCUCCGGAGCAAGCUGGCAGAGCUGGUUCCGCGCGCCAAGGCGGAGAGGGAGCACUUGCGCGGCGGCGCGUGCGGCCAGGCGCGGAACCAUGGACACGUGGCCGCUCCGCACGCGCCAACGGCGAAGCGGGGGAAGGAAGUGGCAGGUUGGUGGUGACUGUAGAAAGUGAUACAGCAACGGGGGCCGCGGAAAAGAAGAUACGCGCCGAGGUUGAGGCGCGGGUGGGGGCCAGACCUGGGGAGGGAGAGGCGCGGAAAGUGGAUGGGGAAGCGGGGGGGGUAGCGGCGCAGGAAGGGGCCAGGGAAGCGGAAAGAAAGGUCUCGCGCGGACGCGGGCAUGGGGUUGACGGGGAAGCAGAGCUACGAAACGGGCAGGAUGAGGGGAGACUGGCGGAGAGGACAGGGGGAGCGGAGGGGAGUGGGGGAGAUGUUGGCGCAAAAGAAAUGAGGGGGGAGGCGGAAAGAGGGGAGAGUGACUUGGAGGAAGGAGUGGAAAGUGGGGAGGAGGGGGUGGGGAGUGAGGGGGAGAAGCAAGGGUUUCAGAGGAGGGUGUGCAAGGGGAGAGGGUUUAAGGCGCACCAAGGGGGAGGCGCAUGGGCGGCAGCUGCGGCAGCUGAUGCGCGGAUAGCAGCAGGGCAGCAGGGAACGGCAGGGGUGGCGAAUGAGAGUAAAGCAGGCAGCCGCAGAAAGAGUGGGGAAGGAUCAGCAAGAGGAGAGAACAGUGCAACCGAAGAGAAUUCAGCUGAAAGGGCUGUUGAGGGUGUCACCACAGGGGUCGAAUUGGCAGGAGGCGUAAAGACAGGGGGCGUCACGACAGGGGGCAUAACGACCCUUGAGCGGGCGGCACAGGCCUGCCCGGUGCCAAAACGUUUCUCGCUGCCCGUUACUGUUGCUGGAGUAGGGAGGAGAGAGGUGCAGGGUGGGAGAGAGUGGGAGAGACGUGGUGGCGGAAUGGAUGAGAGCACCAAGGAGCGAAGGGGAGGAGGAGGAGGGAAGUGUGGCGAGCGUGCAGAGAGCGAGGGGGAUGAGGUGUCUCUUGUUCCUAAGAGGAAGGGACGGGGAAGGUUCUUAUACCAUGAGAAGGAGGGAAGCAGUGGGGUAGAAAAGUUAAAGGAGAGGAGUGGGAAGGGGCGAGGAGAGGAAAGGAGUGAGGGGACGAGAGGAGGGGACGAUUGGGGUGCAGGAAGAAGAGGGGAUGGCGGAGGGAGGGGAUUUGGGGAGCACUGGAGGGGUGAGAAAGGAAAAGGGGAGGAGGGGCGGUGGGAGAAGGGCUGUUGGGAUGGGGAGAGAGGUGGAGGAGGUGGGGGUAACAGGUGGCAUACGAAAGGGAGAGAAGGGAGUGAGAAGGGGGGGAGUGAGAGGCGAGGGGAGGGGAAGGGGUGUGGGAGUGAGGAGAGCAGCGCAGGGCUGACAGCGGCUGAGAUGGUGACUCUAUCAGAGGAAGAUUUCGGGGCAGAUGAAGGGCUGGAUGGUGUGAUUAUAACGAGGGCAAGUCAUGACUACAGGAUGUGGCAGGUGGAGGAGGAUAAAAGCAGGGCAGUUGAUGAAGGGGAUAGGGUGAGAGUGCCUUGGGGCGCCACUGAAGGUUCACAUGGUUUGCCUGCAGGUGCCAAGGAGGACUGUGGGAGUGGCGAGGAGUUGGCAGCAGCCGGCACGCGGCACAUUCUGGUGGUUCGUGCAGAGCUGUGUGAGCUGGAGAAGGCGAUUGAGAAGGUAACUGAAAUGGUGAUGGGCAGCGGCGUCAAGGGUUUGAUGGGUCGAGAUGGAGGGAAUCACGGUGCUUCUCUUCAUCUGAGUGCCGCGGUUGCUGACUCUGAUGCUGCUGCUGCAUCAGCUACUGUGAUCGGGAGGGAGUGCAGCAAUGCUGGUGCCGAUGCUUCUGCGGCCACAGCUGUUGGCACUCAUGCUGGCGUGCAGGUGUUGCAUCACAGCCCUGAACCACCGCCUUAUGAGUCGCUGCCUGUUGUGCUGGUUCGCAGGGCCGUGCAGGCAACCACAGGGCUGCACGCAUCUGUGAGAGCCGUGCCAGUAGCAGCGGCAGAACAAAUACAAGGGGCAGGGAAGGAAGCGGAGGGAGAGGAGCGCGAGGAAGCAGCAGAGGCAGCGGGAGUGCAGGGGACAGACAGGGGGUUGGCAGCAGCAGGGACGUUUCUUGUGAUAUUUGCGUCUGCGGAAAUGGCAGGAACGGCUGAGAGGCGGAUCCGAGAGGCCAGGCGGCGGGCGAGAAAGGGUGCGGAGAGGAGAAGGGCUGGUUCCGAGGACGAUAGCAGCAGCAACAGUAGGGGGUCUCAGGAUAAGUGUACGGGUGAACGCUUGGAGGGGUGUGCGGAUGGAUGCUUGGAGAAGGAUGUGGAUGCGAGGUUGGUGGGGGCUGUGGCGUGCUGCCUGUCUGUGUCCCGCUUUGAAGACGCGUCAGCUGAUGUGCUGGCGAGCUGCUAUUGGUCGGUUCCUGAGAGGAGGAAGACCCGCGUGGAUGGUGCUGCUGCCGCCCGGCUCUUGUCCAGAUCGCUUGUGUGA